AGCUCAUCAUUAGACACUUACCAACAAAUAGGGAAAACCGCAUUGAGGCUUUUAAUGGGAUGUUUGAUAUUUUUUGUAUUUAGCUCUCCAUAACAUUUAUUUAUCGCCAUGUAACAUCAAAGACGUGUACAUAAAUAAUAAUAAAAAAACUAUGUUUAUUACAGAUAAGGUUACUUAGACAUAGAAUGAAUGUUCUCUUCCAGUGUAAAUUAUAAUAUGCGAAUGAGGCGCACAUAUUUUUUAGGGUUUAGUUUUCUGAUAUGGAUCCUAAUCAUUUAUAUAACAGUUAAACGCCAUACACUAGUCGUAACCGAUACGACCGAAGAAGUGGAUAAAGGACUGAAGAAAUUGGAAAAUGGAAUACUCGAACAGUUUAAAAUUAACAAGAAUUUUAUUAGUACCUUACAUUCGAUUAUUGAGGCUAAAAAACAAGAUGUCUCUAAGGAAAACGAAGUUUCUACGAAAAGAGAAUUUAAAGGUACCGUUAUACCAGUCGUGGUAAUCGCAUGCAAUCGUGUCAGUGUUAAUCGGUGCUUAGAUCAACUUAUACAGUAUAGACCGAAUCCGGAUCAGUUUCCUAUUAUAGUUAGCCAGGAUUGCAACCACGCCGAAACGACAGAGGUAAUCGAACGUUACGGCUCGCAAGUGCUUCUUAUCAAACAACCCGAUCAGUCUGAAAUCGAUAUUCCGCCGAAAGAGAAGAAAUUUAAAGGCUACUUUAAAAUCGCCCGACACUACGGCUGGGCCUUGAAUCAAACGUUUUUUAAUUUUAAUUUUGACGUUGCCAUUAUCGUCGAAGACGAUUUAAAUGUGGCACCGGACUUUUUCGAAUAUUUCUCCGGGACGUACCCGUUGUUAUUGAAGGAUCCGAGUUUGUGGUGCAUUUCCGCUUGGAAUGACAAUGGAAAGGUUGGUCUUAUUAAUCAAGAUCGGCCGGAUUUGUUGUAUCGGAGUGACUUUUUCCCAGGUUUAGGCUGGAUGCUUACUAAAUCUCUCUGGGUGGAGUUGUGCAAUAAAUGGCCUAGAGCCUAUUGGGAUGACUGGAUUCGGUCUCCUGAGCAGAGGAAGGAUAGGGCGUGCAUUCGACCAGAAGUGUCACGAACUAGAACGUUUGGGAAGAUUGGUGUUUCCAAUGGGUUAUUCUUUGAGAAGCAUUUGAAGUACAUCAAAUUGAACGAAGUGUUUGUGCCUUUUACAAAAAUGAAUUUAAGUUACUUAAUGAAAGAUAUUUAUGAUAGUGAGUUUGUUAGAACUGUUUACCAAAGUGCUGUAGUGAGUUACCAAGAACUUAAAGAUAAUGCAAUUACGUAUGAUGGAAGUGUUAGAAUAAUAUACCACACCAGAGAUGUGUAUAAGCGAACCGCCAAAUUAUUAGGUCUAAUGGAUGACUUUAAGAGCGGUGUACCACGAACGGGUUAUAAAGGCAUUGUAACAUUUAAUUACAAGGGACGAACUGUAUACUUAACGCCGAGUUUGAAUUGGAAAGGGUACGAUCCAACGUGGAGUUAACACAAAUGGAAAUAGGAGUGAAAUGUGUUCCAAUAUUAUGAAGACAUAGCUAUGCUAUACAGUCUUAAUAAAAUUAAGAAUAUUUGAUAUAAGUAAUCUCUUCUAGUCAGAGUCAAAUGGGAAUAUUUAAGUUUGUUGCACUUUAUAAAUUGUUGCUGUUUAAAAAAAAUUGGUUUUUACCCAAAGUGACGCUGACUGGUCCAUGAAAUAAAAACUAUUUUUUGUUGUAUAUAACAAAUAGUAUACUAUUUACUUUAAAUUUAAGAAUCUCGAGGAGAUGUUUGUUUAGAUAUUUUAUUUUAUCCUAUACUACAAAUGUUAAAUUUCGGUUAGUAUUUUGUAAUAAAUCACCAAAAUGUGUAGGAUAAAAUAAAAUGUGUUAGACACACGUAAUAAUAACAUUACUUUUUUAUAUAAAUGUCAUUAUCAUAUACUGUGUUAUAUUGUAGUCUCAUUUUUUAUCUUCUGGAGGAUCAAUCUCAUAUUGUAGUCCGUUCAUGUAGCUCCGUCAUAGAAUGGGCAAGUCAACAAAGAAAUUACUCUACCUCAUUUCACCUCUUAUACCGUUGUCAAUUUUUCUACACUUGCUAUUGUGCGGCGCCUUUGGCUUGCUUGUUUGUAUAUCUUUAGGCGUUAUUGUCGUGACAGUUAGUAACUAUAUUUUAAGCGUCAUUUCCUUGGUAUGCAUUUAAUGUGUCGAGGCAAUAAUGUACUUAACUGACAAACACCAACCAUUUGUACGUGCAGUGGACGGAUUACAUGCAAAGUGCUUAAGCUCUGGUAUGUGCAAAUGCAUCUUUUUUAAAUCUCUUUGUCGAUUUAGUUUUUUGUCGAAUAAUCUUGUGAUAUUGUUAAAACUGUAAGUACCAAAAAAUCUUAUUUCUAUUUUUUUGUUGACAAUUAUAAGUGCUAGUUACUCAAAUAAUAAAUGCAGCAGUUUAUUUUAA
Molecule: messenger RNA, 2456 nt
Organism: Photinus pyralis (common eastern firefly)
Lineage: Eukaryota; Metazoa; Arthropoda; Insecta; Coleoptera; Lampyridae
Product: alpha-1,3-mannosyl-glycoprotein 2-beta-N-acetylglucosaminyltransferase
Exons: 7
Coding region: 190-1509 (439 amino acids)
Biological process (GO): protein N-linked glycosylation
Cellular component (GO): Golgi apparatus
Molecular function (GO): alpha-1,3-mannosylglycoprotein 2-beta-N-acetylglucosaminyltransferase activity
Source: RefSeq, a predicted model, not a curated record